Messenger RNA from Prosopis cineraria, 1422 nucleotides. Its product is annotated as monooxygenase 2-like. The coding region runs from base 110 to 1366 and encodes 418 amino acids. Lineage: Eukaryota; Viridiplantae; Streptophyta; Magnoliopsida; Fabales; Fabaceae. The record is from RefSeq and is a predicted model, not a curated record. The transcript has 6 exons. Gene Ontology annotation, molecular function: FAD binding.
CCUAUCUAUAUAUGGACACACACACACAGUCACACACCAUCACACUGAAGCAGAUAAAGUAGUCUCACACAGCUGAAGUAAGAUAGAGAGAGAGAGAGAGAGAGCCAAGAUGGAAUCAAGAGUUGAAGAUAUUGUGAUUGUGGGAGCUGGGAUUGCUGGCCUUGCUGCCUCCUUGGGACUUCACAGGUUAGGCGUCCGAAGUUUGGUUUUAGAAUCUUCAGAUACUUUGAGGACCUCAGGAUUUUCUCUCACACUAUGGACAAAUGCUUGGAAAGCCUUGGAUGUUCUCGGCGUUGGUCACAUACUUCGCCAACAACACCUCCAGCUUGUCGAAAAUGUCACUACUUCCUUGAUUACGGGACAACAAACAUCAACAACAGCUUUUACCAACGCCAUGGGAAAGCAUGGGGUCCACGAAGUUCGUCGUGUUAGAAGGCAAUUACUGUUGGAAGCACUCGCCAACGAACUUCCAAGUGGCACCAUCAAGUACUCUUCAAAGGUGGUAGCUGUUGAAGAAUCUAGCUUCACUAAAUUAAUUCAUCUUGUUGAUGGAACUAUCAUUAGAACCAAGGUACUCAUUGGGUGUGAUGGAGUGAACUCAAUAGUAGCAAAGUGGCUUGGGUUGAACAAGGCUGCUUUCUCUGGCAGAUUUGGAAUUAGAGGGUGUAUUACAUUAAAGAAUAGUCAUAAGCUUGAACCUAAGUUUAUGCAGUUUUUUGGAAAGGGUUACAGAAAUGGUGUUUUGCCUUGUGAUGACAAGACAGUUCAUUGGUUCUUUACUUGGAAUCCCACUGACCAAGAAAAGAAGCUAGAAGAGAACCCAGGUCAAAUGAAGCAAUUUGUGUUAGAGAAGCUAGAGAAUAUGCCGAGUGAUAUUAGAGCCUUCAUAGAAAAUACUGAUUUGGAUCAUUUCUUAUCAUCUCCAUUGAGAUACAGACAUCCUUGGGAGCUAGUGUUUGGUAAUAUCAAUAAAAGCAAUGUAUGUGUUGCUGGAGAUGCAUUCCACCCUAUGACCCCUGAUCUUGGCCAAGGUGGUUGCUGUGCUUUAGAAGAUGGGGUAGUUUUAGCCCGGUGUCUCGGCGAGGUCUUCUCCAUAAAAUCUAGUGGAUAUAUCAGAGAGAAGAAUAAUGAAGAAGAAGAAGAAGAGGAACAGUAUAAGAAAAUUGAGAUGAGCUUGAAGAAAUAUGCUAGUGAGAGAAGAUGGAGAUGCAUUAUUAUCAUCUUUGCAGCUUAUAUGACCGGUGUUAUUCAGCAGGGUCAUUCUAAAUUGGUCUCCUUUUUUAGGGACAAAUUUUUUACUCCAAUUUUAGCUGGUUUUCUAUUAAAGGCAUCUGAUUUUGAUUGUGGAAAGUUGAGAAACUCUUAAAUUGAGCAAUCGAGAUCCUAUUAAGUUGAUCAUAUGUGAAGUUUGUUGAAGUUGAA